Sus scrofa (pig) is the source of this 862-nucleotide messenger RNA. RefSeq names its product secreted phosphoprotein 2 (gene SPP2). The record is from RefSeq and is marked validated. Gene Ontology annotation, biological process: bone remodeling. Lineage: Eukaryota; Metazoa; Chordata; Mammalia; Artiodactyla; Suidae. Gene Ontology annotation, cellular component: extracellular region.
GCCGUCUGCUCCAGUCAGAGAGAGAGAGCAAGCCAGGUCACAUUUGAUAAAGAGCUGUUUUCAGGGCGACUUGUGGCCCCCAAAGGCACAGGGACGGUCUCCCUGGCUCUGAACUGAAGCUGUUCUUCCCAACAUGGAGAAGAGGGCGAUGAGGAUGUUGGCGAUGUUUGUCCUGGGAACGAGCUUCUGGUCCUGUGCAGGUUUUCCCGUGUAUGACUACGACCCAUCUUCCCUGAGGGAGGCUGUCGGCGCCUCCGUGGCCAAAGUGAAUUCCCAGUCGCUGAGCCCCUAUCUGUUUCGGGCCUUCAGGAGCUCACUAAAAAGGGUCAAUGUGCUGGGUGAGGACAGCUUGAGCAUGGACAUCGAGUUUGGCAUUCGAGAGACGACAUGCAAGAGGGAUUCUGGAGGAGACCCCACCACCUGUGACUUCCAAAGGGGCUACUUCACGCCAUCGGCCAUCUGCAGAAGCACCGUGCAGAUAUCUGCUGAGAAGGUGCAGGAUGUGUGGGUGCGUUGUCGCUGGUCCUCCAGCUCCGAGUCUAACAGCAGUGAAGAGAUGAUUUUUGGGGAUAUCUUGGGAUCCUCUACCUCAAGAAACAAUUAUUUCCGUGGUCUCAUUCCUGACGUAUCCAGAACCGAGCCAUUUUAUGAACGGUCACUUGAGACCAUGAGAAGAUUCCCUCCUCCUGGAAAUAGAAGUUUCCCGAACCAGUGGCCCAGAGCAAGAACGAACACUGGCUUUGAGUAACAGCCUUGAGCAUAAUGCCCUGGAAGGAAUGGACGAUCCGAGGAAGAAGGGUGCUCUAUGAAUUGUGUGAUUUUUCUUUGGAUCGGUUCUGGUCCAUAAUAAACGGCUUACUUU